CAAUUAGCAUUGUAUAAAUUUGAUUCAUCAGAACGUACUGUUACCUUAUGGCAUUUAAUCAAUGAUGUUGGUGGCACAGCGAUAAUCACUUCUUUAUUUUUAUUACGUAUGUUUAUUGGUGUGAAAACAAUCAGUAUAUCAGUGUAUAUUGGUGAUCAACAGAAUUUUUUGCAUCAUUACACUGUGAUUGAUAAAAAAUUCCAAUUGAAACAAACACUGAAUGCAAAUAAAUCUCCAAUAAAAUUUAUGGAACGUGUUUCAAGCCUUUUGUUAGCUGCUUCGGAUAACGGUGAAAUUAGUGUUUGGAAGCAUGAUAAACAUGGCGUUUUAAAUUUGCUUCAUCGUCUCAACGUCUGUACAGAUAUACCGACAACGACGAAUAAUAGUGAUAAUCGUAGUAGUGGUACCUUUGAAAAAUCUUUAAAUGUGACUGGCUUUUUCAGUUUCUAUUCUGGUAAUGAUCUUUUGAAUUUUGAACAUAAACUCUACAAUCCAACUGUUGAAACAAUAGAGAAAUUAAUGGUAUACAAUAUUGCUGAUAAUCAACAUGAUGAUGAUGAUGAUGAUUUGAAUUAUGACAAGAAAGAUCCAGAUUCUGAUAUUACUACAAUUAGUGGUGAAUGCUUAUCAAGUAGUGCUAGUUAUGUAACUGGUUCUGAACAAGAGAUUUAUGAAUGCGGUUACAAAUUACAUGAUGGCAUGGACGAAAAAGACGAUGCUAUCCAUGAACGAUAUACACUUGCUAUUAAUUAUUUAAAAGAUGAACAAUUUCAUUUAUUGAAUUCAUGCAAAAAAGGUUACAUAGUUCAUCGUGAAACAUCAUAUGAUGCAACGAAUCGUUUAUUUUAUGGUAUUUUUCAAUCAUUUAAUCUAUCAUCACAAAUGACUGGAAAUUUCUCUUAUCGAAUAUUUGCACCAAAUAUUUUGCAAUAUCGUGGUACAUUGAAAGGACAUUCCGGAUAUACGCCAUGUGCAUUGUUGACCACUGCAUGUACAACUAAUAAUGAUGAAGAUUGUAUCAUUGCUAGUGCAUCUGGUCUAAGUAUAAAUGAUAUCACUUGUGAUAUUCGUCUUUGGAGUAUACCGCCGAAAAAGAAUCAAUUAAAUUAUCAUCCAAAUCAACAUUUUGGACCGAUCACAUGUUUGAAUCAAUUGAAAAUUACAAGCCACUACAGUAUUUGUAUAUCGGGUUGUAUUGAUGGAAGUGUAAUGUUUUGGUCAGUGACAACAUCCGACACGUUGAAUACAGAAUAUCGGUCACCUGUUGUAGAUAUGAUACAUAAUGAUUAUUUACAAUGCAAACCUUUAGCCCAUGUGUAUUGUUCAGCGGAAAAACCAAGAUUUGCAAUAUCUGAUAUUGCUACACAAAUUUUUGUAUUAGAUCAAUCGAAACCAUUAAUACAAUAUUUGAUUUAUAUUGCUUAUGGUGCCCAAUUAUGGAGAAUGCGAAUCAGAUUGGAUCAAUCUAAUCUGUCCACGGAUAGUAUACAAACUAUAAUUGAACGAUUAUUCUCUAUGACUACUAAUGGGAAAAUGGAAUUAACCUUAAAAGAAUUGGAUGCAUUUUGGUCAUUUGAAUUAGAUACUGUUUGUUCUGAUAUUGGCAG
Messenger RNA from Schistosoma turkestanicum, 1607 nucleotides. The record is from the annotation of a GenBank genome assembly. Lineage: Eukaryota; Metazoa; Platyhelminthes; Trematoda; Strigeidida; Schistosomatidae.